Ceutorhynchus assimilis (cabbage seed weevil) is the source of this 747-nucleotide messenger RNA. The record is from the annotation of a GenBank genome assembly. Lineage: Eukaryota; Metazoa; Arthropoda; Insecta; Coleoptera; Curculionidae.
AUGCUUACAGUUAAUUUCAAAAAAACAACCUUUAUGCCUUUCACAUGUUAUAGCAGCAAACUACCGCCAUAUGACUCAAUCCAACUAAAGUUCAAUUCAGAAAACGUUAUCCUAGAAAGUUGCAAUAAGUUUAAAUACCUUGGAGUCUUUCUUGACAGUCAUUUAAGGUGGGACUACCAUACCGAAUAUGUUUCAAACAAAUUAAGAUCAUUGUUGCACAACUUUCGUUUCUUCACUAAAAUCUUUAAUGUUGCACAGCUUAAAAUAUUAUACUAUGCACUUGCGCAGUCCCACUUAAAUUAUGGGAUUUUAGCGUGGGGUGCUGUCACUAAUAAGUAUCUAGAGUCGGUUACUAUAACGCAAAAAUGGAUAAUUAAAAUUAUAUUAAAAAAGGAUAGACUGUAUCCGACUCAUUUGCUGUUUAGCGAAUCCAGUAUUUUCGAUGCAAGACAACUCUACUUCCAAAAAAUUGCACUGGGUCUUUUUCAGAAUAAGAUUCAUGUGUCAAGUGUUGAUCACUCAUAUGCAACAAGAAAUCGUAGAAAUCAGGCAGUUGCAAGGCCCAAAGUCUCAAAAACUAUAGGUCAAAGAUGUUUUCAGUUCAUAGCUCCCACAGUUUAUUCAAAAAUCGUAAUAUUUCUUCAUACUCCGUCCACACUAGCUUUUAAAUACAAGCUAAAAUUAUUUCUUAGAACCCAGAUAACUCGAGAUGAGGUUCAUAGCAUAAUAGAUUUCAAAAAUAAUUAG